AUGAGUCAAUUUACUUUUGAACAAAUUAAGUAGGCUGGGCUACCUUAACAUGAUAGCUUAAGAAAAGAAAUUGUUAGCUUCUUUUAGCUAAACGGAUAUAUUUUAGUUGUAGACAUUCCAGAUUUAAUGAGCAUUUAAACUAAACUUUAUAAAGAAAUAGAAUGUAUGAAUGAAUAACAUCACUACAAAGAAAUGACUUAUUCUAAUCUAGGAAUCGAGAAAUAAAAUGAAAUUUUUGUCUACGCAAACAACAUAUACCCUUUGUAAAAUGAAGAAUUAGUAAAAAAAGUGCUGAAAAUAAAAGACUAGGAUUCUCCUGAAAUAUUAUAAAGAGUAGAUGCAAAUUAAAAUAUAACAAAAAGUGAAAAAGAUUUUGCAGAUCUUAGUAGAUAAUUGUUUACUCUUUUAUUAAAGUUAGUAUUUACUAAAGAAAAUGGACAAGCUUAAGCUAAUUUAGAUCCAAAAUACAAAAAUUUAGAAUUGUUAAAGAUAGUAACUCAAUCAUUUGAAAAAUCAGAAGUUUAAAAGCUCAAAUCCAUAUUCGAUUUGACUGAAAAUGCAAAUACUAUCAAAAAAUUUAUUAGCCCAGAUUUUGGAUUAGGAAGUUUAAUUUCUCAUUCAACAUUAGAUGAAUAAUAAACUAAUGAAAUAUAACAAAAUAAAAAUGUUGUCAUUCAAUAAAAUGAUAAUUAAUAAACUUCAAUUCAUCUAAAAAGCACAGAUGCUAUUUUAACUUGUGGUGAGUUUUUAUCAGAAUUAUCUGAAGGAGUUAUAAAAAAACCAAAAUAUUUUAUUUAGACACAAAAUAUAAAUAAUUGUCAUAAUUAAUAAAUUAAUUAAUAAUUCUUUUAUCCUAACUUUAAUUUUGGAGAUUUAUUGCAAUAAAGCAGACCAAAUACUAACCAAUAAUCAUUAGGAUUGUACUCUCUGUAUUCCAAAAAUUUAAUAAGUGAUUGGAUUUAUAAGCAUCAUUAAAGAAUGAUUGACUUUCAAGCAAAUGAGUAUAUUAUACAAACACUGCAUUAAGAAGAGCUCUAUCCUUAAAUAAAUUUUACAAAAAAAAGCUUUUAAAAACAAGAAAACUAAAUUGAAUGUUUUCAUUUUAAUUUAAUAGACUCAACUAUGAAUAUAGCUAAGUUUUGGAAGAAGGUUUACGUAACAGAAAAAAUCAGUUAUGCUUUCUUAGCCGAUUAACAAUUUAAAGGAUAAGGCUAACAUAAUAAUGUAUGGAUAUCUCCAAAAGGUAACUGUUAUGUAACAUUCUUAGUGAAGUAUGAUCCUUUGCUAAGUUAUUGUUUACCAUAACUUUCUGCAAUUUCAGUAAUUGAAACCCUUGAUCUGUACAUUCCUCAAGAAAAGAAAUAAAUUUCACCUGUGCUUAAGUGGAUUAAUGACAUUUUUAUGAAUGAAAAGAAAAUUUCUGGGGUACUUUGUAAAGUCGAAGAUGAGCAUGUAUCUAUAGGUAUAGGAGUUAAUCUAAAUCACAGCCCAGUAGAAAUAGCUGGAUCUACAUGUUUAAAGAGUGAAUUAAGUUAGUAAAAUGAUAUAGAUAUUUUUGAAUUUAUAUAGCAUCUAUGGACUAAAUUAUCUAACAAUCUAUAAAAAGUUUCAUAGCAAAACUCUUUUCAAGCAAUUUUAGAUAAAGUUCAAGAAAGGAUGAUGUAUCUUAAUUAAAAAGUUAAAAUUUAUGAUUUGACAUUAACAAAUGUUUUAUAAGAGGGUAUCUUUAAAGGGUUAAGCGAAUAUGGAAAUGCGUGGUUGCAAAGUUUAAGCGAUCCUUAAGAAAUAGAAGCAAUUUACGAAGGAAGAAUGAGAUAAUUUUGA
Tetrahymena thermophila SB210 is the source of this 1824-nucleotide messenger RNA. RefSeq names its product biotin-[acetyl-CoA-carboxylase] ligase. Gene Ontology annotation, biological process: protein modification process. The transcript has a single exon. The record is from RefSeq and is a predicted model, not a curated record. Gene Ontology annotation, cellular component: cytoplasm. NCBI's taxonomy places the organism in Eukaryota, Ciliophora, Oligohymenophorea, Hymenostomatida, Tetrahymenidae. Gene Ontology annotation, molecular function: biotin--[biotin carboxyl-carrier protein] ligase activity.